Molecule: messenger RNA, 1165 nt
Organism: Linum trigynum
Lineage: Eukaryota; Viridiplantae; Streptophyta; Magnoliopsida; Malpighiales; Linaceae
Source: the annotation of a GenBank genome assembly
AAUCCUUAAAAUCUAUGAUUUCUACAAUUUUGUACGAUUUCAAGGCUCAUCAAUUGGAACAAAAUUAGACCGGUCAAGUUGGAUUUUGUCCAUAAAACGGGUCAAGUUUACUUCCCCCAAUCCAACAUAAUGAACAACACAACCCUAAUCCGAUAAACAACCCUCAAUUUAUUUUCAUUCUCUUCCUCGUAUCUUAAAAUGGUGCAUUCUAUCGAAUUAACAAUCGAAGAAACUAAACAACUCAAAUUUAAAUUUAAGGAACAGAUAUCUAUAGCGAUUACAAAAUUAAUUCAAUAAACCCGCUGCUUUAGUAGUAAAUCCACCCAAUUAUGUCACUUAAUUAAUUGUUGACAUCUAACAAGAUUCGGGGAUGUCUCUUGAACGUUCCUUGGCAUGAUUAUAAAAGCCACAAACUCAAUGGGCUCCUCUAAGCUAUGCCAAAACCCCAUCCGAAACCCGCAAAAAACCCAUGGCGAUUCCCACACAACAACUCGCCACUCUCGUUGCCGUCUCCUUCCUCCUCCUACUACCCCACCCCUCGGCCGCGCAACCGAACCACCUCAUCACAGAAACCUGCAAGAAAACCCCCGACUUCGACCUCUGCGUAUCGUCCCUCUCCGCCGCCCCACGAGCCGCCAGAGCCACCACCGUCAGGGAACUGGCGCUCGCCAUGAUCCACGUGGUCGAGGCCAAGGCCACUACGACGUCGCUUUACAUCAAGCAGCUUGCCAAGACGGCGUCGUUUCGCGGUGAAGAAGAAGCCGCUCUCAAAGCUUGCGAGUUCUACUACGGGAUUAUCAUCGACUACGAUGUCCCUGGAGCCGUGACGGAAGUGAGAUACGCGAAUCCGAAGUUUGGGGUGGACUCGAUGGUGGAUUCGGCGAGGGAGGCGGAAUUGUGCGAGGAGGAGUUUCGUGGGGGGAAUAAGUCGCCGUUGACCGGACUGAAUAUGGCCGUCCGGCGACUCGCCAACGUGGCGGUGGCCAUCAUCAAAAGUGUUCAUUGAUAAUGUAUACAGUUGUACGUUCGUUCAUCAUAUCGAAAAUUUGUUAUGUGUUUUUAUUUUUUGUUAAAGCAAAUAAAACGUGAUUCGUCAGCUAUGUAUGACGGGCUUCUCACGAUUGAGAGGUUUGAUUUAACGCUACAAUAAAAAGGUAAAAUUCUA